Porites lobata is the source of this 21101-nucleotide messenger RNA. NCBI's taxonomy places the organism in Eukaryota, Metazoa, Cnidaria, Anthozoa, Scleractinia, Poritidae. The record is from the annotation of a GenBank genome assembly.
CUUUGCCCGACCGAGACUCAUCAAUAGUCCAAAGGUAGAGUAAUGAUGAGCACAUGAUCCAGACCACGGGCGGAGUAGGAAGUAGCCUGUUCCAGGCCAAGUAGGAAGGCGAAAGGCCCAAAGGAACAAGAUGUUUACCUCCAAAGCAGUCGUUCUUUUCAUGACUUUCCUGUUUGCAGUGAUCUCAUCUGUUUCAGGUAAUCUUUCGUUUAUGCAUUCUUUACAUGGGAGCCGAGUGAAAGUUGUUCUAUGUAGUUCAAUGCGCCAGAGUUAUUUGAUGCCUUGCUAGACACAUUCCAUGUAUGCAAUUUGCUUUUCGGCUAGGUAAAAAAUAUCUUGAGAAGAUUUGCAUUUUUUUUUUCUAUCAACUCCAGCGUCUAUUUCGUUGUCGAUUUCUUAAUUUCUCUCGACCUAUAAACGACAUAAGCUCAAGUUUAAUAGCUAGAGUUUUGGCUUUUUGAGUUCAUUUCUCCAGUUGUUACACUGUCAAAACGCAGACUUUGUUAUGAUCUUGCUCAGUGUUGAGUUUUCACCAUUUAACCUUUUAUGUUUUAACCGCUUUCUUAAAACAUUUGGUGAAUGUUAAGGGAAAGCCUACCUUAAUUUUGUCUACUCAGUAGAUCGCCGUGUUUUACGAAUUGCAGAGCAUAGUUUCUUGAGAACAUCUACCUAUAGGCUAUUUAGAGUUUUCUAUUUGCGUUCGACGUUAGGAGAACGCUUCGUAAUCUUUGGGGAUCCUGUGGUCGAUGGGAUACCUGUGCAUGCCAGGCGUGAAGAUUCGAGAUUUUUGGUUACUUGGACGGGCGAUGUUCAAAAUCUGCGCCAUUUUGAAUAAUUAUUAAGCGCGCGCACGAAUUUUAAGCCCAAUAGCCGGCCAAAGAAAUUGCGGGCUCACCUGGUGGACAUGCGCACACAACUAUUUUUUACGUCAUAAGCAAUUGUCAUAUGGCAAUCACGUGCAUCACUGGUUCCAUCAAGGUCAACUAGAUGAUUACACGGGAAUAUUUGAGUUCGGCAAAAGAAUGAACUUUGGAGUUGUUUUCUAAGCGGGUUUUAUCACUGAGCUGAUGAUUCUGCUAAACUUUUCGGUCAAUGCCGUUCAAAUCGAGCUGGAACUUCGUAGAAACACACAAAUAAAGACCAGGUAACAUUUGUGCCGUGAGAAGUUUACCCGUGCGUUUGAGUCUAUUUACAUAUUUGUAGUUUAACCUCUUUCAUGCACGAAAAAGUAAGCUUGAGCGUAUCAGUGCAGUUUGUUACAACUGUAAUGCUUUAUUCACGUCUGAUAUCUCUACGCGGGUAAUUUUGCAUGAUAAGUAUCUCGCUCGCUGAAGCAAGCUAAGUUUAAAACAUGUUGAACUGACCUACAUGAACGUAAAAUAAUCAUGAGAUGAAAAAAGUUUGCACAAUGGCAAAAGAUUCUGUCCGGUUCUCUGACAUCAGUAAUCUAGCAGAAACCUAAUAUGUUUCCGUCGCUCCUAUGAUCAUUGAUUUCACUUCAAGUUGUGUCACGCAAGAAGCCAAGACUUUUAACCUUCAAGGCUACCAUUUUUUCGAAGUUUGUAGUGACAUGUUUAUCUUUUUAACAACAAAGAACUUUUUACUAUCUACUUUACAUUUUUAUCGACCAUGCUUGAGGGAGAGUAAGACAUUUUAAGAGUAGAGAGUUAAUGAGUGAGAUAUUUUGAAGCCGUAUACGCGAAGAACAUUUUUUACGAAAAGAAUGUUUACCUUUUAAUUCAUGAUCUCUUCCAUGAUUUUGAAAUCAAGCUUGACGACACAAAAGCUAAUCUGGAGCUAAGAAAACUCGAACGCACUUAUUGAUCUAUGAUUACUACUAGUUAUAGAUGAUGAUAGGCUUCCAGUCUGAGACGGCUGUGUUUAGGAUGCUUGUACUGUGUAAGAUUCAAAAACUAGAGGUUACAAAUUGUGAAUGAAGUGCUGCAAGCAGAUACUUGGGAUAUUACUACGUCAUGUUGUAAUAAUCCGUCAUAGAAACAACAAGAAAGAAUUCAAUUCUUAUGUCAGGGCUGUAAUUUCGAUCAUUAUAAUGUCUCAAUAAGCAGGUUACACUUUUGCCUAAAAUAGAGACGCAUUAAUAAUGAUGAAUUUUUGUAAUUGGCUAUUUGUAGUCUUGCUUUUUCUUUUCGCCACUUUCAAGCUGUUUUUAAGGCACUCUUUUAACACUUUUUUCUUUGCGAAAGAACAAGAUAGAAAACGGCCCUUUACGAGCUGAAUAUGUGACUCGAAAACUGAAAUGAAAGUUUGCCAUCCGUGAUUCGUGAUUUGUAACUAUUUUGGUCCGUGAACCGUGCCAGAAACCCCCGAGUGUCCUACAGGGGUAUUCUCGUUAUACGUGAUUACCUGUUUUUAUUUUUCAUGAAUCGUGAAUUCAAUUGAAUUAUUCUUUGUGUUCCGUGACCAAAUGGUUGUCCGUGCACCGAGAAAAACUGGAAUUAAUAAUCGAUAUCCGUGAUAUUAUUUCUUAUUUUUCCCUGAUUUUCAGUUUCAAGGCUUCCGGAAGAUAAAUAAAGAAAGUGAAAGCAUCAAAUGAGAAUGAUGAAUUUUUGAAAGUUGCUAUUUGUAGUCUUGCUUUUUCUUUUCGCCACUUUCAAGCUGUAAGGCACUCUUUUACCACUUUUUUCUUUGCGAAAGAACAAGAUAGAAAACGGCCCUUUAUUACAAGCUGAAUAUGUGACUCGAAAACUGAAUUGAAAGUUUGCCAUCCGUGAUUCGUGAUUUGUAACUAUUUUGGUCCUUGAACUGUGCCAGAACCCCCGGAAGAUAAAUAAAGAAAAUGUUGAAAGAAAGUUGAUAAACAAAGAAAAUUGUUUUGACAGUUGUAAUGUAAUACGUUUAAGUUUUUGUUACAAAAAGGUUGGUUAACGUGAGAAGCCGGUUGUCAUGAUUGUUUUUCGUGCCCUUUGCUUUUGCUGGAUACAACAAAUUGUCUAUUAAUGGCUUCAGUAACGUCGUUUUAACAUUUCGAGGUCUAUGUUUCAAGGCUCUUGUGUCUUAAUCGCGUGUAAAAACCGAUUCGAAUGCAUUAUUAAAGUCUACACAAAGAAUACUGCGGAUCUGAACCGCCAUCCUUUUAAUAAUCAAUCCCAGGAACCUUUGUACAAUCAGAUUAACAUGUAAGCUAUACUGAAAGUAGACUACAUCCCUUCCUUUUUGGGAACACUAUACGGUCAGUAUAAAACAUGGACUUGAACUGCGGACUGGGUGUAAAACACGGACUAGGUAUAAAACGCGGACUGGAAAAUACCGACUGGGUAUAAAACACGGACUAGGUACAAAACGACGACUGCGGACUGGGUGGAAAAUACGGACUACGCACUACGUGGGUAAAACGGGUUCUAAUUGGUUCUAGGUAAGGAAAAAUAAGAUCAAAAGAUUGCUAAAUAGAAAGACUUGUGAGUUUAAGUCAUAAAUACACCGCCCAGUUCUCUGAAUCAUGAGCCUGACCAAAGUACUAUUCUCUACACCCAUUUUUAGACCUGGUCUCGGUCUCUAACAACCAUGAAAGUGGUCAGCACCGGGCGGGCUCCCUUAUAUAAGCCAUAUAGCCCCAAAAGGUAGGGUUUUUGGGCAUUUUUGGUCUGAAAACACUUUGCUCAUUUUGGUCUGGAUUCGAGUAGCCUCCCACGCAGACGUUCUUAGGGGUUCGUCACGCGUUCCUGCCCCACGAACGUCUGCUGACUUGAGCGAAAAAAAAUGUAGACCAAUCACAGCAGACUUCCAGAUCUGGGAAGUGCACUUUUGGACCUUGAGAAAUUUCGCGCUUGACUUUAUAGCUCCUGAAGAGAUUAGAAAGGUCUAUGAAAGGUGAGGACCUUAUUACAGUUUUAGAACAAACUACUCAGUUAACUCACAAGUGUUCGUACUAGAGGCUACCCUCACAAUCUCAUUGAAAAAUAUGAUAUGUCCUCAGAGGUUAAAUUUGCUGAAUGGAAGUCGGCUUUACUACAAAACAAUACGUGUGAAAAAAACUCUGCCUUUUGUUCAGUCUUACAGGGUAACCCCACCGUUGCAUCAUCCAAAGAACAACUUUAUGAGCAAACGACAUCUAAUCUAGCCUUUACAGAGAGAAAUAUACAAAAAGCCAACGCUUAUCUCCUAGAUUCUCGUCCGGAGCAAAAAUCUUUCACGUAUCACACUUCUACAGAGCUUGUAUGUAAGUGUUUGGCUUGUCAACAGUUUGACAUCAACAGCGCCGAUUGGAUCUCCGAUAAUCUGCAUGUGAUCUCCAGCUGAUAUUUGCGAACAAUGAGAAAGAAAUUUAUCUUUAGGUUCAGCAGACGUUCGUGGGGCAGGAACGCGUGACGAACCCCUAAGAACGUCUGCGUGGGAGGCUAGGAUUCGAGGGAACUACGGGAGCGUACAUGUAUAAACGAAUUUAUCUUUUCAAUUCCAAAUGAAUAAGAAAGAAAUAGAAAUACGCGAAUUAGAAAUGCAUUUGACGAAUGUUUUUGUUUGCGCUCUAAUCUGGUAAUGAUGGCAUAAUUUUUGCCCAAUUAGGCCUAGCCUGUUCCAGGCUCCGAGAUAGUUGGGUCCACUGAAUUGAGAAAGCGCGAACACGAAAAUCAAACGGGAGGAAACUGGGGAGCCUCCCCCACUAUAUGAGAGCCUGGAACAGGCUAAAAUAGACCAGGUCUGAAAAUUGCUAUGGAUUUUAGAGAUCGGACUGAAAACGGGUGUUGAAAAUGACAUUUUUUUUUUUCUGAAAUCGGGUCAGGAUUUGGAGAACCGGGCGGCACACCCCUACCAAGAAUUCCCCGGAAAACCCCCCUCAGGGGGCCAGGAGCAGGUUGUAAAUCAUGUCAUCGUAAUCAUCGCAUAGAAUAUAACGUUGGAUGAUUCAUUUCGGUUAUUAUUCACGUAUAGGUGAGUAAUCUCUCCGCCUAAAUACUGCUUUUUUACAUCGGUGAAUGUCCCUAUAUUGACCUUCUAGUCUGAGUUCUUCAUUUCCUCGUAUUCCCAAGCUAAGGCUUUAUUUGAAACGGAACUGGCUUCUAUAAGAAUUUUACUCUAACUAACACCAAUAUUUUUUUAUUCGGUGCUUCUUAUUGGUUUAAAACUAUAAAUUGAAUUCUCUUCUAAAUCCUUCUUUUUAUAAAAUUCAGAGUUUAAUUUCAGUUGCCUUGAGAAGCGGCAUAACCUUCCUUGCCCGUGGAGUAUGCUUUUCUCACAUGACACUGACGUUGGGGAGAAUAGACUGCGUGACCAGCUAAAGGAAUCUUUUGUGUGUGAAGCAAGGAGCUACGACUACUGUUUUAUGCUAGUCCGCUUUCCGUUUCUCUCAUUUUUACCUUUCUAAAGCCGUUUUUAUAUACUAGUCCGUAUUCCGCGUUUAUACCUAAUCCGUGUUUUAUACUCAGUCCGUAGUCCUCAUUUUACACCUAGUCCGUGUUUUAUACCCAGUCCGCAGUCAGUGGUCCGCGGUCCGCAGUCAAUGUUUUAUACUGACCGUAAUUAAAAUGAUUUAAACAAGCUCAAGAUUUAUAAAAUAUCCACUUGAGAAACUUUUUAAUCUGAUUCGAUUCUACAAUCUGGAAUAUUUCCUACAUCAGGGGAGUAAUGGCCGGAACAAUCACUGCCUUGCAUAAAUCUGAAAACAAAGAUGACCUUUCAAAUUACAGAAGUAUUUGCAUUAGCAGUUGUCUCGGCAAAGUCUUUUAAAUACGAGAUUAUUAAACUUUUCAAACAAACAUAAAAUACUUCAUCGCUUCCAAAUUGGCUUUUUGCCCGGACAGCGUACGUCUGAGCAUAUCUUUAAUUUAAAAACGUAAAUAGACCAACAUGUUACCCACUCCCCAAAAGGAAAAAUUUAUACUUGUUUUGUUGAUUUUAAGAAGGCAUUUGACUCAAUUUGGCAUCAAGGUUUACUAUACAAACUGUUGAAAUAUAACAUAGGUGGCACCUCAUUGAAUAAUUUCCAACAUGUAUCCCUAUUCAAUAUGUUGUGUGAAAGACAAUUAUACUCGAUCAGAAUUUUUCAAUUAUGAUAAAGGUGUUCGACAAGGCUGUAUUCUGUCCCCGCUUCUUUUUAACCUUUAUCUAAACGAAUUACCCUUCAUUCUAAACAACAAUGCUAAAGAUUCUAUCUUACUAAAAGACGGUUCUCACUUAAACUGUCUACUACCAUACCGAUGAUUUACUUCUAGCAUAUGUAACUCGGCAGAAGGUUUGCAACAAAGUCUUGACAGACUAUCAAAAUACGGCCAGGAUUGGCUUCUUAAGAUUAAUCCAACUAAAACAAAAGUUAUUGUAUUUCAGAAAGAAGAGUAGUAGAAAAUCAACAAUGGAUAAAGACAAUUUUAUGGUUAGCAAGGAACACUUUGAAAUCGUCAAUAAUUAUACCUAGUUGGAGUGAAAUUUUCUGCCAAUGGAAAUCUUACAAAUCACAAGGAAAACUUCACAGAAAAAAACAAAGAGGUCCCUUUUUGCCGCUCGUCGUUAUCUAGAUGUUCUAAAAUUACCAAUUUACAUCAUCAACAAACUGUUCAAUACACUAUUUUUUUCCAAUUUUAACGUAUUGCUCCGAAGUUUGGGGAAUCUAUGAUAAAAGUGAUCACCAAGAACUUUUUGAAAGUAUUGUCAUAAAUCUUACCGAGACACGUCUGGCAGCAGUCAUUUUCGGUAUUAGCACCCUAAGUGGUACCAAUCCACAAAUUUAAACCCCUAAAAGGUACGACGAGCACCCCCGACACUUUUAUAGGGGAGUACCCCCGGGACUUCGACAUAAUCGCAGAGAUGCCAACCUCUGAAGAUCUAAAAUCUGGAGACGGAGACGCUCUUUUUGCACUACCACCCCCCGAAAUUUAAACGCCCCCCUCUCCAACCCCCGACAAAUAACUCAGCCCCCAAUGGGAAUGAGUAAGGACGUUAAAUGAAGUCUUACAUGAAGUACAUACUAUCAAAAAUCGCAAUCAUCGUUUUUAUGCUAGAAAUAAUAAUAAUAAUCUUUGUCAGUGUAAAAAAAAUUCACGUUUUGAGCUAAAAAUGGGCUAAAUUUCAAACCUAGGCACAGAAAAGCUCAAAAGAUGACUUUAUCGGGGAGGUAUGGUGACCCGUACGGGAGAGCGGGAAAUUGGUGCCGUAUCCGGGAGAGUUGGCAUGUACAAUAAUCGUCUUCUGACCGCAGUACAUGAGUAAUCAGUACAUGAGACUGUUAUGCUGUUUUUGAAGCCUGAUGUAAAAUUUUUUGUUUUGUUUGACUUGUUACUCACCGCCAGUAACUUCAUAUUUGACUUGGGUCUAAGCGUUUAGAGCAUAACUGGGGUAAUAUCUCAAAGACAAUUAAAUUUUGCCCCGAAAUGCUAGGUUUUGGCAAGUAGGCCUCUUGGAUAUUGCUCUUUUCAGAAUAUCCUGACAAAUGCCAUUAUUUCACAAAUUGACACCUAUCAUAUAUCAUUUCUUACUAUUCCUCCGCAAUUGCAAUUAAUUCCACAACCACAACGCCGAAGUGUACGCUCCAUACCUCCUUGUUGUUAUUUUAAUCGGUAACACCUGUACAAAAGGGUAAUACUGGUUGUUGUUGUUGUAUUAUUUACAUAUUUAGCGCACAUAUCUGCUCAACUUAACUCAACACUAUUUUCUUUUAUUGUAUCAGGAGUUCCCGUCCCAUAGUAUUUUAGAUUAUUGAACUAUUUAUUGCUAGUAAAUGGCUUAUUGCCAAGAGUUUGACAAUAUUUUUGCCCUCAGUUGUCGAGAGCCAAAGAAGAUGUCAAGCAAAAUUCCGUCAGCGUGCAUGAGAUAAAUAAGGGUAACACUGAAUGAAGCAUAAUUUCAUCGCAGAUUUUCGGAAAAGGAGGUGAUUUCUUAAAAUGUUAUCGAGCAAAAUGGGUCAAAAUGAUCUCAACAACAAGUUCUUUCACGUUCGAACCCUAAAAGGGACAGAGUCCAAAAUCUUCACGUGCAAACCGCGUGCGUGACAGCUAUUUUUAGACCCUUAGGUUAAUUAGAUUAAGUUGUAUUCUCUAUAUACACGAACCACGAAAGCGGCAAAUUCCAAAGCUUUCAAGUGCAAACUGCGUGACAAUACCGUCCGGCAAGCGGAUCCCAGCUAUCCGGGCUAGCUGGGUUGCCAUAUAAUGGCAAAGUUGAUUUUUGUUUCGUUCAACUAAGGUCCGGGAUCUCUGCAACACGAGCCAGCCCCGGCUCAUAUGAUCAGGCCCUUAGUUGUAAAGCCUUUUUUUACGCCCUCCCCCUUGACCUCACCGAUUUUUCAAAGCCCCCGAACACGCACACAAAAUUCCAGCCCCACUCGCUAAACAUCUUCAUACCCCCUUGUCUAUAUUACAUAAACUUUCCCUUAUCCACGUUCUCUCCAGAUAAAUAUCAAUAAUAACCGAAAAACAAUCCUAAACAGAAAGGCUGGCAAUGUUCAAAAAAGUAUAAGUAUGGUUUUGACUAUUGACAAGAUCUUUCACAACCACCACUUCAUUUCAACAGACUGUAACUGUACACUCCACUUCAUAACCAAAUUAGCACUCUCACAGCUACCUCAUUGUAACACCUAAAAUCACUUUAACCUUCCAAAAAAUCUUUUUUUGUUACUUCAUAUGCAUAUUAAAUUCUACGUGAAACCAGUUUCACUGAUUAACAAACUAGAGGCAUUAUCUUACCAAUCCACGUCCAAUACAGCAUCUCAACCAACCCCUAAAGUAUACAACACUACUGGACUACUCACACAACCCUAAUUCACAUUUUAAAAAAACUUCACGCUAGCGUUGUACAUCGACGCCCAAAUGUACGCUUCCACAGCGUCUUUUUGUCUACACAAGCACACUACAUCCCUUGCUUUUUCAGAACACUAUUUACAAGGGAAAACAUAAAACGAACUUAGAAACUACGAGGAAAAACCAGAAAAACUUCUUAGCUGCACAACUAGUGUAAACUUGACUGCAAGUCACGUAGUUCAAUAAUAACACUAACGAAGUAAGUUGACACAGCAUUCCUUUACUUUCACCAUCCGUCUCGAGAUCCGUCGGUAAGUAGGACUCUCUGCUCGAACGUCUUCUUUAACAGGCAGAGAAACGGUUCGACUCGGCAGUUGUGGCGUGUUCAGUAUUUCUUUUUAACUGAACACCCUCAGGAGAUUUGAUAAUAAUGCUGCUGCCAUUCCUGCUAACAACAUCAUACGGUUCUGGUGCAAAUGGUGUCGACAGUUUGUUUUGCUUCUCUUGUUUUAGCAGUACUCUGUCACCUGGAACCAGAUUUGAAUACUCUGUAUGCCUCUUCUUGUCUUCUUAGCUUUUGCUUUCAUUUCUUCGUCUCUGUCUUCCACUUCACUCGCUACACUGUCUUCUCGGAAUUCAGGUAACUUGGUCCGGAUUUUUCUUCCAAACAGAAGUUCUGCUGCACUCACUCCGGUGGUGGUGUGAUGAGUCAGUCUGUAUGCUAUCAAGUAACUGCGAACUUCUUUCUUCCACUUUUUGCCUUCAGCUUGCGCGAUCCGCAUCCUUUUCAAAAGAGGUCGAUUCUACCUUUCCACCUCGCCGUGUGCUUGGGGCCAUAAUAGCGUGCUCUUCCUGAGUUCGAUACCACAGCCUUUCAAGUAUCUUUCAAACUCACUUAAGACGAACUACGGCCCAUUGUCACUGGUUAUUGAUAGUGGUAAACCAUGAAUCAUGAAGAUUCUCUCCAGACUCUCAAUGAUCUUCUCAGAUGUUGUGGAACACAUGAUCUCAAUUUCGUACUAUCUGCUGAAGUAGUCAACACGACUAACAUGGAGUCACUUGACGGUAAAGGACCUAAUAAAUCCAGGGCCAAGUCUUGCCAUGGACCUCGUGGUAAGGGGGUUGACUUGAUUGGUUCAGGGUGGGCAGUUCUGCUUACUAGCUGGUAUCCAAAACACGUGAUGCGAAAUCUUUCUGUGCCUUUGUCAAUCCCGGGCCACCAUACCUUUGAUCACAACCUCUUCAUCAGACUAACAAUACCGGGAUGCCCUUCAUGUGCCAGCGUAAGGACUCGUGGUCUCAGCUUACUAGGUAUUACAAUUCUGGUGCCACGGAGGAUUAGCUUGCCAAUCACACACCGUUCACUGGCUUCAGAUAUGUAUUGCUUGAGGUGGCCAUCCCUCCAGGUUCCGCUCUUUAUACGGUGACGCAGCUCACUGAAUUCUUCAUCUUCUGCUGACACUCCUUCAAGCUCGCGUGUUGUCAUCGCGCGGAGUAGCGGUUACUACCCCAAAUCUGACAAAUUAAUCUGAUACUUUGUGCGCUGCCGAAGGACCUGCUUGAUUUUCUGCUAACUGUAAGCGGGAUAAGGGAUCUGCAAUGUUCUGCUCUCCUGGCAAGUAUUUAACUUUGAACCUGAAAGGUUGUAGCCUCAGGAUCCUCAGUUCUUGCGUACAGCUUUGAUCUGCUUUUAGCAUAUUGUCUCAAAUGGCUUGUGAUCUUUGUACAGCUCGAAUUCAAUGCCGUACAGGUACACAUGGAAACGUUCGCAAGCCCAAACAACUGCCAACGCUUCUUUCGCAGUUUGAGAAUACCGUUGUUCUACUGCACUCAAACUUUUCCUUGCACCACUAGUAACUCUCUUUCUUCCUUGUUGUUCUUGAAUAAGUACUGCGCCGAGACCAACUGGGCUUACGUCUGCUAUAAUACGUGUUCGGGCAUCUUUGUAAAAAUAUCCAAGGGAUUCUGCACUUACUAAUCUGCUCUGCAGCUCAAUGAAUGCUCUUCUCUGCUCAUCUCCAAACUGAAAACACACCCCUUUCUUUGUUAAGUUACGCACAGGUUCAGCUACUUUGGAAAAAACUGGGAUAAACUGCGCAUUGUAGUUAGCUAGUCCUAGGAGGCUUCUAACUUCCGAAGCAUUCUGCGGGUCUCUUACCUCAACAUAAACCCAUAAACACUAGUUUGGUCAUGUGAAACUUGCACUUUUCUGCAUUUAGUGUCAGGUUUUUCUUUCAAUUUCUCCAAAACUCGCUUUAACCUCUCAUCAUGCCCCUCAGUGGUUUUCCCAUGCACAAUUAUGUCAUCUGAGAUAUUUGCAACUCCCUUACAGUCACUAACCGCUUGCUGAAUAACCUGCUGAUACACACGUCUGGGGCUGAACUUAUUCCAAACAUCAGGCGCUUAUAUUGAAACAAUCCACAAUGAGUGAUGAAGUUAGUUACGCUACGGGAAUGUAGAUUGAGUUCUAGAUGAUGGUAACCCUGCUUUAAAUCAAGCUUGCUAACCACUGUGCUUUGGUUGAGGCUGAUUAUCGCUUCAUUGGCUCUACGCAUGUCCACAAAAAGACGAAUUUCAUCAUUCUGUUUUGAUACCAGCACAACCGGACUAACCCAUGGUGUCGGUUCAUUUACUGGCUCAAUAAUAUCCUUGCUUACAGUUCCUCGACCUUUUUCUUCACCUUGUCACGGAGGCUGAACGGAGUGCGCCUGACUGGCUGAGCCACCGUGGGUACAUUGGGAUUCACACGUAACUUGACCUGAUACCCUUUUAACUUCCUCUCACCAUCAAACACUGACAUGAUCGCUUUAUUGGACUACAGCGUGCGUAUAAACUGGAACACCUAACUUCAACACUCCAAAUUGCAGCUUGAACUUCAUUCCCAGCUACUUUCGGCGAUGCUCAAAAUGUCCCCAAAACUUUUAGCGGCUCACUGCUUCCGUACGCCUCUUGUCACACUUCGUGGUUACGAAGGAUACACAGGCAAUCUUCUGCCGCUUUAGCUCACUCCAUAGGUCUUUAUAACCUAACAAAAGUAAAGCGUGCGCUCUGAUUGGUCAGUUAGCCAUCUACCAUUUGCCAGUGGGUGCGCGCCAAAACACUGAGCUAGCGCGGUAAAAUUGAGGUAAAUUCAGCAAAUCUCCUCUCCUGUCAGUAAAGUGCACCGAUGAAAUGUACAAAUGAAAAGUGGAACUGAAGAAAAUACUCAGUUGUCGUUUUGAAAAAGAAAAAGUUAAAAGAUCAAGCGACAAAUUUGCCAUGGAUGAAUUUAUCACUUUUUUUUUCGCGGUUAGUUUCGGCAGAAGAAAAACCGAAUGAGCAAAGAUUUAAGGUACAGUUUGUGUGUCGUUAUAGAAGAGAAAGUCUGUUUUGAAAUGAAAAUUUAUCAGUUAGCAUUGUGUUAUUGACAUUUUAGUCGAACUGAUGUUAAAUUCAAGCAAAUAUUUUAGGAACCACGCUCAGAUUCCAGACAGCUUUGUUGUGUAGUUUUCAUCGCAUCGAUUAAAAAUUUCAGUUGAGUUACGGACACAUUACGCUGGAAUUGUAAAGAAAAUUUCAUUUGAGUACAGAAAAAUUUUGUUUUCAAUUAAAUUUUUCAAAAAUGACUUCUCUGUUUAUUAUUUUGUUAAUGUUCAUUCAUAACAGUAGCUCAAAGAACGGUCGUAAAACAACAGCAUCUAAAUUGCUCAAGCAUCGCUUCAGCGCCGGCUGUGUGGGCGAAUUUUUGCAAUUUUGACUUUCAGCUCGAUUUCCCCGGACAAAUCUCGAUACGAAGAUAGUUAAUUUCGUUUUAAAGUUAGUGUUACGUGAGUUACCUAAGGGAAAUACAGUCAAUUUUUCUCAUUUCUACGUUAUGAUUAUUGCAAAAAUUGUUUUUUAGAGUCUUUUUUUAGUUAGGGUCAACUACUGUUUUACAACAGUAAUUUUCUGAUUCUUAAUAAAUCUCGCAAAGCAAAUUAAAUUUUAGUUUUGUUUCUAUCUCAUAUGGCAACCACUAAAAUAAUACUGAAAAGAAAUCGUUUUGUGAUGCUUAAUCGAGUUGUCGGAGAACCCGGUAAUCCUUCGGGCUAGAAGGCAAAUUUUCUAAUCAAGCGGGCUUUUAAAUAGUCGCACAGUUCCUAGCUCACAAGCCAGUACAUUUUGUUUCGUUAACUAAUAGAUUCAAUUUAAUUUAUUAUGUUCAAAAUUAUUUAAAAAAAGAUCGUGUCCUGUUUUAGCAACAAUACUAUCGGCUGGCCAACGGAAGUUAAGUAAGAUUAACCAACAACUAAUCGUGAACCUUCCUGCUGGCAAUACGGCUGUUUGAUAAACACUAUUAUUGUGUUGAUACCGUAGGUUGCAAAUUGUAAGCUAAGUGCUGCGAGUAGAUACUGGGUAGUACUCCAUCACAAUGUAUAUAAAUCUCUUAUAGAAACAACAAGAAAAAUGGUUCCAUUUUCGAGUCGGGGCUCUAAUUUCAACCAUGUCUAAAUAAGUAAAUUCCGCUUUUGAAACCAAAAAUUUGGCAUCAUUUUUAACUGCAAUCAUAUUUCCAAAUGCAACCACCUCCCCCCAACGACUCUGCCAAAUGAUAUAACUUGACAGUAUAACGUGACCAAAAAUUUCUAAACAAUCUUUCAUCUUACCAGAAAGUUCCCAAAAAUAAUGUUGUUUACGUUUAUAAAACGUAAUUGGGUCAACUUUUGGUUUUACAGCAGUAAUUAUCUGCUUCUUUAUAAAACUCGUUAAGCUCUUGCUGUCUGAUGUGACAUUCAGGGAGAUUUGCAGUCAUGGUUUGGAAGAGAAAACACAUCAAUAGGUAUAAAAUUCAAGAUAAACUGAACAAAAACCUCAAAGGGGAUUCAUUGUAACAUCUUUUGAAGGACAGAUUGCAAAAGUACAGUACGUUAGCUGUGAACGCAUCCUCAUUUGAUGGCUGCCUUCCGGAAAAAGGCACUGCGAACGGAUCGAGAGAAAAAGUACCCAGGCCCCACACGGCACGAAAAAAAGAUCAUCGUUCCAUCUCGAAAAAAAUCUUCGUCGAAGAAUUGAGAGAUGAAACCAAAUAUAAAGUACCCAGGCCCCACUCGGACUGUCACAAAUUGUGUUGCUGCUCGCUAAGGCCCGCAGCAAUGAAUACCUCGAAACCUUCCUUUAUGAAGUUAACAAUUUACAGUUUCAUGAAAUAAAUCAAUUUAUUAUAUAGACACGAGUGUUUUACUAGAAAAUAUACCACUUAUAAAAUUCAUAAAAACUACAUCCGGGACCCGAGUGGUUUAUUUUCCAUAAUCUCACACGUGAGUUUAUCGAUGACGUAAUUUCGGUCAUUUCCCUCUAUUAUUUUAUCGAUGUCUUUUUGUCUAUAUAAUGAAAAGAACAUUACACGGCUGUGCGCUCGUUCGUAAAAUAUUGUUUUGCCACUCGAAAAUAAAAUUCAUAUCUUCGCGCCACCGUGUAAUAUCCUCUAUAUACAGCCGUCUGUAAACAUUAUAGAGCUUCGCAUAAAUUUGUUACCUUUCGACACCAAGAGCAAAAAAUCUGUGUUUUAUUACUUUGCACAUUGGCUGCAUCGCACUUACCGUACUCAAUAUUUUUACUGCAGUUGUUUAUUUGCUUUUUAGGUCGCCCAUGUGUAUUGAAAUAGUUAGUUUAUUGAGCUAUUUUGAAAUAUAGUUUCCACGAAGUAAAACUCCACAAUAGCACGUAACUCGAUAAACUUACACGGUCUCUACCAACUUGAAUAAACACUGCUUUCGUCACACUUGACUAAACACGACUAACCCCGAACUCUCUUCGCUUGUGAAAACUAGUUAAAACUUAACUCGGACUCGCCUACUUAUAUACUUUCACAUUCUAGAACUUUCCAAAUAGUCUAAUUAUAGAAAGAUUACAAUAUAUACCGCUUUAGAAACGCUUACACAGGAUCCAAAAAUAAACGAACUAUGAACUCUCGCGAAGCUUCUAAAAAGUCACGCUAGUCACGCAAUACAAUUUUUCGUAACAUAGCAUAUGUAUCUUUGUGGCUUUCUGCGUUCGGAUAUGUGUUGCAGGGACAAAUAAGGUUGAAGGUACUAUGAGCUGAUGCUAGGAUUCAAUGAGAUUUUGCAAUCUAAACAUGACAUUGCUAAAGCUCACACAACAGCACUUUGAGACCGCCAUUUUGGUUGUUCAAUAUUUUUUCGUCUUUUAUAACGGCUAAAGGUGUUUACAAGCAAAAAAUUUAAAGUCUGGGAGUCAGAAUCCGCAGAGUCGCUUUAAUUCACCAGCAUCACUAGAUCCGUAAUGGUCAUCUCUAAGGGCUGGUUUUUACUAGCGACGGAGUCGGAGUCGGAGUUGUAAGUCAUUUUCUUCCGACUCCGCUUACGACUCCGUCGCUUACGUUCUGCUUAUGAUCUAGUGAAAACUAGAUUGUCGGAGUCGGAAGCAGAAGCGGAAGGAUAAGCAAAUCAAAAUGCACGUUCCCAGGCUUUGUUUCUGCUUCCAACUCCGAGAAUCUGGUUUUCACUAGAUCAUAAGCGGAACGUAAACGACGGAAUCGUAAGCGGAAUCGGAACGCUGUUUUCACCAGAUCAUAAGCUCGACGCUUCUAAGUACGACUCCGACUCCGUCGGUAGCGAAAACCAGCCUUAAAUGCCAGCAUGAAAUGCAACGUAAAUGACCAGAUAAGCAAAAAGCCCCUGCGGUCACCCUACAGAUCAGUAUGACCUGAUAUCAUCUCAGCACUCAGGGGCGGAUCCAGGGGGAGGGUGCAGGGGGUGCGCCCCCCCUCCCCCCACCUGGGAUGACCUGCGGCCGCUUUCUAAUUAACACUGUGCAGUCGCUUGACAGACAUACAAAAUCUGCUCUGUCGUUUGAUAUUUAUUCUCAGCAGUUCACAUUAUGUUAUUUCCUAGUCGUAUUCGCUUUUAAAAUUUUUUACGUCAUCGGUCAGUAAGUGGUGCACCCCCUCCUAAGAAAAAUCCGUGAUCGGCCCCUGGCACUGACGUGUGCCGACUACUGGACUUGUGAAUAACCUCGGGGACUAACAAUUCCCCAGCUGUGGCUUCCACUCAGUGGAAGUCAAUGAACAAAUUCAAUACAAUUGUUUAUUUAGACCAGUAGACAAGUUUCUGUUUCAAACUUAUUACUGAGUACUGAUAGAGGCCAAGAAUAGGAAGAUCAUGUAAAAGAGAUCAAGUUGGGAACGGAAAAUAAUCCAAAGUUUCUGACAAGAGUAAAAACUUCUUUUUUCAAUUUGCUCGCCAUACCUUUUUUUUUUACAAGAAUGCCAACGUUGCCAGUUAUAGUCCAGAUAUUUCCGUACCAUCAGCAUUGUUUAUUUGUGUUUAUAAAAAGGUAUUGACUUAAUAACUCAAGUACAACCAAGGAUAUCUCCCUUGUACUUUAAUAUAUUUUAAGGUAUAAAUUCCUAUGAAAUAUGAUACAUAAUAGAAACACAAACUUUGUUUUAUUUAAAUGUUUCCCUUGAUAAUACAUUGAAAUGCGAUUUUAAUAUUAUCUUUUAGGUAUAUCAUUAUCAAAACCAGAAAAUAGAAAUGCAUCAAAUAUCUUGAAAGAAACAAUCGACAGGUCGCAUUCUCAACUUGCAGUCAAACCUGUGGAAUAUGUAACGUCAAAAAUAUUGUCUUCAAAACCACAAGAGCCUAAUAAAACCUUGUCCUUUGGUCAGAAUGAUACUGGUCGUAUUGUUUCUUCCUUUGGAGUUCCAUCUUUAUCGACCAAAAGAGAGUAUUCCUUCAAAAGUACAGUAAUGUUCGAUACGCCAACUUCAGAAUUUGAUAGGUUUGGUGGACAUCUAGAACACGUGGUACUGCAUUGCAAUUCUCUCACACUUUCAAAUAUCAAGUACUUAAUAAGUGAUGUCGACCAACCAGUUGAGACAAAGAUUAUUUCAAUGAUGAUAGCAUCUAUUGCCGUUGGCUGUCCAGACACUGCCGGGUUUCUAAGCUGUUUAUUGGUUGACAGGAAACAAAACUUUUCACGUAUUAUUGAAAGCCCGCAAGAAAACACUACUGCUCCAUGCGACGAACACAAAGCUGAAAAAAUUAAGAUGUCUCUUAGUUUCAGUCAAAGGUACAAGACACUAUACGAAUUACUGUCACCAGCCCUAUUUCUUUCCCUAAAAUGUGAUAGCCUUGGACAGAAAGAAUUUAAAAGUCUUUUAUAUGAUUUUAAGCAGAAUAACGCUUCAAACGUUAUCAAUAGCACUUACAAUGGAACAACUAUCGCGAACACCUUCAGUCAGGCUUCAAGAUAUAAAUGUGGUCGUAUCAUGAAUUACCUUAAGGAACGCAAAUUUCAAAUGUUAAAUGCAGAAAAACUCGUGUACGAAAUGCUUGCAAUCAACGAAGCACACAAAAGAGGAAAAAGAGAAACUGGUAUCAAUAAUAUUUACAAGUAUUUUAAAGUAAGCAGAAAUUGCGCUAUUUCACGUCCUUUAGGCGUGUUAUUGAACCCGAUUUCAAAAGAUGACUGCCUUCAGCUUUGCUUAGAAGAAGAAGGUUGUAAAUCAGUUGGAUAUAUGAAAGACAACUUACAGACCUGCCAUAUGAAUUCUGAAAACAGAAAAGAUGUUGGCAAAUUUUUCUAUUGUGGAAAAGUAGAUACAGCGUCAUGGGAUUAUUAUGAAAAGAUCAAGCCCAUUGAUUACUUUUUAAUUUCUAGUAAGAUGACUGCAAAGGUACUGGCAGUCAGACCAGACUAUUCCGUCGUUUUGAAGACGUAUAGUGGAGACGACAACCAACUGUGGUAUUGGGACAAUGGAGCUAUUCGUUCGAAAAACAUCGUCAUGCAUUUUACAGUUGCAUGUGUCUGACUAUGAAAGAUCUGGCUGGGGUAAGGUUUACAUAUCAUCAAGACGAAGUGGUAACAAUUUUCUAUGGAACUUCGAAAACAACCAGUUAACAUCUCAAUACAAAAAUUUGAAGUUAGAUGUAAAAUAUAGUCACACGUAUGACGGAGCACUUGUUGGCGUUUACCCAGGAACUGGGUAUAUGAAUCAAAAAUGGAGUCUUAGUUUGGACAGAUUUUAUUUCAUUAUAACAAGCAGACAUUCCGGCAAAGUUUUGGAUGCAAGUCUUGACGAAAGUAGCACUGGUAAAGUUAUCUUAUGGUCAUAUCAUGGCAAGGAUAACCAAUUAUGGUUUUGGGACGAUGACAAUAUUAGAUGCAAACAAUUUCCGGAAAAAGUACUUGAUCUCCAUAUGGCAAAUUAUGAGGCAAACAACUGGGGCAAAGUUUACCUACAUCCUUACAACACGGGUAACAAUCAACGAUGGAAAGCUGAAGGUGACCAGAUAAUUUCAAGUUACAAAAACGUACGCUUAGAUGUUAAACAAAGCAGUACUUCUGAUGGAGCGUUGGUAGGAGGAUACAGAAAUCACGGAGGAGUAAAUCAAAGAUGGACCUUUUCAUCUUCAAGGCCAUACUUUUUUAUAUUAAACAAAGAAUCUGGAAAAGUAAUGGAUGCUGUAAGUCCAGCAUCAAUUAAACUAUGGCACUACACUAACAGUGAUCAGCAGUUAUGGUUCUGGGAUGGUGAGGUAAUACGAAACAAAAAGUAUGCCAACAAAGUAAUUGACCUUCAUAUGUCAGACUAUAACAAAUAUCGGUGGGGGAAAAUAUUUCUGCACCCAUUUAACGGCGGACAGAAUCAAAGAUGGGACUUUGAGAAUAACUAUCUUUCAUCUGAAUUUAAACAUCUAAGUGUUGAAGUAAAGGAUGGGAGCCAAGCAGAUGGAUCUCAAAUAGGUGCAAAGAAUGGAAAAUACCAAAAGUGGAGUUUACAACCAGAACAUGACUUCUUCACGCUGUCAAGCAGAAUGCAUGCUAAGGUCUUAGAUGCACCCUCUGACAAUAAGGUGCUCAUGUGGUCAUUUCAUGGAUUAGAUAAUCAAUUGUGGUUCAUGGACGAAAAAAGCAUUAGAUCAAAGAAAUACCCAAACAAGGUCCUUGAUUUGCAUAUGGAAAACUACAAAAAGCGUGGUUUUGGUGAUGUUUUUCUCCAUCCUUUUCAUGGAGGACCGAAUCAGAGAUGGAAUCUUGAAGGGGAUAAUAUCAUUUCUGAUUACCAAGGCUUACGUUUAGACAUAAAACAAAGUAAUUAUGACGAUGGAGCGCUUGUAGGUGGAUACAGAAACACUAGUAAUAUUAACCAGAAAUGGAGCAUGAAUCCAAAAGAAAGGAUUUACUUCAUAGUAAAAGGAAAGGCAAGUGGAAACGUUUUAGACGCCGCAACCGAUACAAAGGUUCAUCUUUGGCCCAAGAAUGGAAAGGAUAACCAGUUAUGGUUUUGGGAUGGAAAUUGCAUCAGAUCCAAACAACAUCCAAAUAAAGUCCUAGAUUUACGCAUGACUGAUUAUGAGAGGGAAGGAUGGGGGAAAAUUAUUCUACACAUUUACAAUGCUGGACCAAAUCAGCGUUGGAGCAUUAAUGAUGAAUUUAUUAUUUCAAAAUAUCGUCAACUUAGAAUGGAUGUAUUUGAUGGUCGUACAAGUAAACGUUCAUUAGUUGGUGGCUUUCCGUACACCGGAAAUGACAAUCAAAAAUGGAUCGUUACUGUGCAUCAGACGUCAGACUCAAGCUGUUUAGAUGAGACAGAAUCAGACAUAUACAAUGUUGUUCAGUAUAUUCCAUUUGUCGGAACUGUUUGGGAUCAAUUUUCGUCCAUUGGUUAUGCUAGUGCUGGAUGCACAAGUGUUGCAGAAGAAAGAGCCGUAUCUUAUGCAAUAGGGGCUGCUUUGGAUGUUGCAACAGCAUUGACCUGGGGUGCUGCUGUAAAAGCAACAACUGCUGCGAGGAUAGCUAUCAAAGUCGGUAUAAAGCUUGGAGUGAAGCAAGGACUGAAGGCAGCUGCUGUUGUAACUAAACAAUCUAUUAAGAACGCUUUCAAAACGGUAGCAAAGCAAGGGUUCAAGACUGCUGUAAAGACAGGCCUCAAAAAAAGUGGAAAAUUAGUGAUCAGAGAAGUAAUUGUCGAUCCUGCAUUAUUUCUGAAAAACGUAGGAAAAAUAAGCAAGAAAAUGUUUCUCCAUCCGAGGAGGACAUUAAAAGGAAUAUGGAAAACAGCGGGUCGUAAUAUUGAUGAUCUGAAACGUCUCAUGAAGCGUUUGAAAGAUGAUCCAUCUUUACCGAAACUAAGAUGUACACGUGGUAGUGUUAGCAGUUGCUUAAAGCGUCCAAAAUCACUUUACGGUACCCAAAAACACGAAAAUAUGUUCAAAUCACUUGCUGAUGAAAAAGCUGCAUCAGAACGUGUGGGGCGUAGUGCGCGGAGAUUUAUGACAAAGAAGUCCGGAUCAUUUAAAGCAGAAUUUUCAGAGGCUCCAGAAAGCGUUAAGCAAAAAUUUAACGCUCUUGAUUCUGAAAUUGAUAAAGCUGAAAGAUGGGCGGUUUACCAAUACACAAAAGAAGCAGGCCCUAUCAACAGCUUUGCAGGAAAUAUUAAAAAAAGGCAGCCUUUGUUUAGAGAUAGUGAUCCAAUUACUAAAGAAACAGAGAGAGGAUUAUUGGAUUCUGUAGACGAGGCUCUCGAUCAGGCUGAUUUAAUUCAGAGUUACCUGAAGAAAAAUCCUAUAAAAAAAGAGAUAAAAGUUUACAGAUGGGAGCAAGCUAUUGAAGAAUAUAAAGACGGUUCAAUUUAUGAAACAUACACUUUUAAGUCUACAACAACACGACCUGAGAGGUUUAAAGACAGCGGCUUAGAUCUGACAAAUGAACAAAAGUACCCAAUUGAAAUGGAAUUCAAGUUGAAGAAAUCCGGAACAAAAAUAGCCGACCUGUCCGCUUAUCCGAGUCAGGAAGAAUACUUGAUUCCGAUUGGAACGCGAUUCAACGUGAAGGUGGAAACGCCUAAACCUGGAUCAACGGUUCAACGAGUCACGUUAACAGAAAUCGUUUAAAUAUUAACUGUGCUGUAUAACUUUUUAUAUCAAGCAAAAACUACAGCUUACAUAAUCAGCCACUUCGUAAUCGUAAAAUAUGUUUUCCAUUCUGUCAAAUUUCGUGUCUGAAUUUGAAAACUAAAUAAUAAUAUUUACAUAUACACAUUGACACCCUGUUUGAUUCAGUUGUUUCUGUGGCUCCUUUUUCUAAUUCUCUAAAGUGUUAUGAAAAGUUUCAAAACUGACAGAACUACGACUCUUCGGAGCACAGGAAUGGCCCAUUUAACAGUUGCAGGUAGAAACGUGGCUGGAGUUGAAAACGCUUUGAUGCAACCCUUUCUGUUUUAUUAUGUUAAUCACGUUUUUCUUAUGCUAACUGGUAUUUUUGAAGCAAAAUUUCCAUAAGAAAACGAAGGAAUAAAAACCAGGUGAAGAGAAGUCUCACGUUCAUUCAAACGCUAGGAUACUAUGCCCAAAAUUGUAUAAUGGUCUGUUGUGAUUAUUUGAUUCUUAAAUUGGAAAUUGUGACCUUUACAAGUUUCUCUUUAUCUUGUUG